Messenger RNA from Trichobilharzia regenti, 796 nucleotides. NCBI's taxonomy places the organism in Eukaryota, Metazoa, Platyhelminthes, Trematoda, Strigeidida, Schistosomatidae. The record is from the annotation of a GenBank genome assembly.
ACCCGGAUGUAUUAUCUGAAUGUUCAGUGCUUAAGCGAGGGAAAAUCAUUCUGUACUUUAAUCCACAGCUAAGUUAAGACAAAAUAAACGCAAGCCAAGGAUAAGCUUGAUAGUUUUGCCACAUCUAUGUGCAUUUAUCAAUUCAACUGCACCUGCGGUGACAGUUAUGUUGGGCGUACUACUAGACACCUUAGCCAACGUGUUAGUGAACAUCUCCCAUGGUGGUUUGGUAAAGGACAGACAAAAACAAUCCGUAACUCAAUUUUGUCACAUUUAAUUCAUAGUGGUCAUGUAGUGGAUAAAACGAGAGCCUUCAAAGUAAUUCAUCGUAUCCCACCGAAUCUUUCCAAUAGACUUCACAUUCGUCUACUGCAAACAGCUGAGGCGAUAGGCAUUCGAACUAUGAAACCUAAACUGUGCAUUCAAAAGAAGUUCGUACAGCCACUAUCCCUCCCUUGGUCUAUUAAGACAUAACCAACUGAUGACUUCUACACCACCCCUUAGUUAUAUUUUCAACCCCUUUCUUAUCAUCCCUUAAUCUUAACACAUCUUCAUUAAAAACGUGUUUCAUUUACUUCCUUUAGAAUCUAGCAUUACUUAAUUAGUUCAUUUGUUUUUAUUAGCCUUUAUCGACUUCUUCUACUUGAACAAUUGUUUGUUUAAUCAUGCUGUUUUUCAUUAUUCGUGUUAUCACAGAUUGCCUCACUUUUUCAUUCUCAUUAUUGAUAAAACCAUUAUUAUUAUUACUAUGCGUCGGUGGCACAGCGAUUAAGACGCUCGCCGACCAUGCAUAUGG